AUGAAAAUAGCUUGGCUAUUGUUUACGGCAGCGACAUUUGUGGAGGGUGUUUCUCGACAUAAAAGAGACCCUGUUUGGACCGUGAAUCCCGGCCAGGUCCCGGACUACGUCCUGCGUCACUGUCCAGGAGUGCAUCUUUAUUCGGAGGAAAAGUAUCUCCCUGGUGAUCCAGCAGACUAUGUGACCAAUUUCAAAAUUGACACGGCUUCUGGCAAGACGGUAUUGAAUGGCAGCGAGUCUGAUCCGGUCACUUUGGCUCGCCUCGGUCAAUAUUCGUUUGAGAAGCACUCUUCAAGGACAUUUAUGACUUCAUUAACGGAUUUCAACGCAGAUCCGGACUGGAUCACAGGAGAAGGAAACAUCCCCCAUCUUGUUUCGGGCAAGAUUGAUCAUGCCAAGUCUGUAUUGAUCGUGGUUGACAAAGGUGAUGGACUUGUGGAUGCCUUCUGGUUCUACUUUUACCCCUUCAACCUAGGACCUUUUGUCAUGGGUGGCGGGCCUUAUGGCAACCAUGUGGGCGAUUGGGAGCACUCUCUGGUGCGUUUCCAGGAUGGCGUUCCGCAGAUUUUGUGGAUGAGUGCCCAUGGUGGCGGAAACGCCUAUUACUAUAAUGCUGCCGAAAAAAUGGACAACGAUCCUGAAAGAAGGGUCUUAUUUUCUGCUCGAGGCACUCAUGCUAACUACGGAUCUGUAGGCCAGCAUUCUCACGAUCUACCCUUUUACAUGCUUUCGGACUUUACUGAUCGGGGAGCUCUGUGGGACCCUGUUCAGAACUACUACGGAUACACUCUGACGCACCGAGAACGGGGCAGAACCGGAGCCGAUCGCAUCUGGUUUGACGGCCGAGUGCUCACAUCGGACGGCCAGUCUCCACACCCGUCGUGGCUGAACUACCUUGGCCGAUGGGGCGAUCGGCAGCUUCCAAACUCGGAUCCUCGACAAAAGUGGCACCCGUUCAACUGGCGAUACAUUGAUGGCCCACGUGGCCCCAUGGCCAAAAACCUGCUGCGCCACACAGUCUGCGAGCGCAACAAGUGGUGGAAUUUGUUUCGAACGUGCCGUAUCCGACGCCGGGUCGAGACAGCAGAAGGCAUAGAAGCCGAGGGAUACGGGUGCGUGGGCCUCAUGGACUGGCUUCCGUGGUGGAUCGGCUGGAUUCCGUGGACUGUCACUUGGCGAGGAUACGGCUGCUGGGCCAUUGACCGUCUUUGGGGUUGA
This is a messenger RNA of Yarrowia lipolytica CLIB122, 1218 nucleotides long. RefSeq lists its product as uncharacterized. The record is from RefSeq and is a predicted model, not a curated record. NCBI's taxonomy places the organism in Eukaryota, Fungi, Ascomycota, Dipodascomycetes, Dipodascales.